CCUCCCUUCAAGUUAGAGUUGAAAUUGGUUAUUGUGCUACAUCGGGAACAGUGGUGACCCCGAGUCCUAAUUGGCAUGGAAAUGGAUCGGAUACCAGGUUCGGCGAUUCCUCCCCGUCUCCGAUAUAGAGCCGGACGUGUUCCGAAAUUUUCUUGUUUGUCGAUGGCUCGAGCGUUGCCUGCUUCCUCGAGAAUAGCGAUGCACAGCAGUGUGUCGGAAACGCAAUCUGAACUGAGGAUGUUUAUUCUAGGAAUGGGUUUUGUUGGGCAAUUGCUUUCAUACAAGCUCCAGAACCAAGGAUGGGUUGUGUCUGGAACUUGCACUAGUCAUAUGAAGAAGAAGAAACUUGAGGAUAGGGGAUUUCAUAUUUACCAAUUUGAUGCACUCGAGCCAGAUUGUUUUUGCAGACUUAGCAUCCUAGAUCAUAUCAAGCAUUACACUCACCUUCUUGUUUCCAUCCCUCCAAUCGUUGGCCUCGGUGAUCCAAUGCUUCAACAUGAACGGCUUUUAAGAAGUUCAUUUGUCAAUGGGAAUCUUCAGUGGCUCUGUUACUUGUCUUCUACUACAGGCGUCUAUGGAGACUGUGGCGGAGAAUUGGUGGAUGAGGACUAUCCUCCUAACCCGACAAGUGAGUUGGCAAAAUUAAGGUUAGCCUCUGAAGAGGGUUGGUCAAGUUUAGCUCACUAUCUCGGCAUUUCAGCAUAUGUAUUUCGGCUGGGAGGUGUCUAUGGCCCUGGUAGAAGUGCCAUCGAGACCAUUAUGAAGCAGGACUCGUUGUCUGAAGCUCAAAAGAUGAGGAAAUACCGAAAAUAUACAUCAAGAGUUCACGUUGAGGAUAUUUGCCAGGCGAUCAUGGCUGCUGCUGACGCACUUUCCCUAGGGAAAGUGUACAACAUUGUUGAUGACGACCCUGCUGCUCGGGAACAAGUGUUCGAAUACGCAAGAAAAUUGGUGGAGAAAAAGUGGCCGGAUCUGAUCAAACAAGAAGCCCAGGAGGUGGAGUGGUCAGAUGUAAAACCGACAGACAUGAGGGGUGAGAAGCGAGUGUCUAAUGCUCGAAUGAAGGACGAACUGGGGGUGCGCCUGCUUUACCCUGAUUUUAGAACAGGAUUGCAGAGCAUACUUGACAAGAUGGACACCCCUUGCUUACAAUCUAGAUCUUAAUUACUAUUCGCUAGUCAAAUUUCUUUUUUCAUUUCAUUUUUUUCCUUCUGAGUCAAAAGUGUGAUUUCAUUACUCAAAUGAACUACAAAAAGGCAUUACCAGGCUGGCAAGGCAUCUAUGCGAAAAAUAAGAUUAGAGAACUA
Messenger RNA from Prosopis cineraria, 1307 nucleotides. RefSeq lists its product as uncharacterized. Bases 76 to 1164 code for a protein of 362 amino acids. The transcript is spliced from 8 exons. NCBI's taxonomy places the organism in Eukaryota, Viridiplantae, Streptophyta, Magnoliopsida, Fabales, Fabaceae. The record is from RefSeq and is a predicted model, not a curated record.